AAGUCCACUUCGCUCUCUCUCUCUCUGUUUCGCCGCGCUGCAAAAAUACAUAUAGUACGUUCGGCCCCGUGCGAUCACGUGUGUGCAUAUUGUGUGUGCGUCGCUGCUGCAGUCUCUGUUGUGCGUCUGUGUCGUUCUUAUUAUUAUCAUUAUUACUGUUGUGUUUACGAGUCCAAGAAAACGCAGGCUAUAGUUCGUAAUUGUGUGCAGCUGCAGCGGUAGAAAUUUUUUUUUUUUUUUUUUGUAAAUCGUGCACGAUCCGCCUAUACACACAUAAGAAUGAAGGCGACGGGGAGGAGGAGUAGUAGUGCGGUGAAAAAACAGGUGCGAUAAUGUGCAGUAAUAGUUCUCGCGUGGCUCAGCUGCUGCUGCUGCGUUGCCGCCAGCUCGUGCAUCGGCAUCCGCCAGCGACGCCGCCGCUGCAGCUAUUUCUUCGACCAUAAUACUCACCUGCAGUACCGUCAAAACCAAUGAAACUCGUCCGCGCGACGACGACGAAGCAAGAUCCAACCGACAGAUAACGUCAAAUGGACAAGCUGCGCUGCGUGGGUAACAACGGCAGCAGCAAGGGCUGCGGCGAGAACAGCAAACAGCAGCAGCAGCCGCUCUGGGGCCAGAUACGCGAGGACACGCUUCUGCCGCCGAGUCGGCGAAACGCCUCGUCCAACGCCUCGACGCCGACCUCCUUCGACGGCAGCCACAACAAAAAGCGGAAUUCGCUGAGCAAGAAAUGGUCGAUCGAUGGUCUGUUCAAGCGGGUCUCGUCGCUGCUUGAUCACUCGGCCUCGGUGUCGUCCGUCUCGUCGACCGGUAGCAGUCCCGCGUCCUCGCUGGAGGAGCUGCCGCUGGCCGCUGUCACGAGCAAUUUUAGAGCCUUGACCCACACAGGUGCCAGCGAAUACGACACGGGCAAUUUUCCGCGCGUCACCGAAUUGGACGCGGUCCGAGCCACGAGGCCGAUCGUCUGGAUAUCGGCGCCGGACUCGACCAACAUCGUCAUCGACAACGACGACGCCGACGACGCGACGAUGAGCUCGAGCGCUCGUCGGGGUCAUCGUCACCACCAGCAGCGCAGCUCGGCAGCGGCAGUCCUCCUAACCGAAGCCGCUACUGCUGCUGCGCCACCUCCUCACAAUUGCUGCUGCUCGUGCGGCUCGUCCUCGCCCAACAACGGAAGCGGCGGACGUCGAUGCAAAGGCCCGAUGACGACCAAGUCGCGUCGCUCGAGCGUCAUCGCCGACUGCAGCAGCAGCGACAUGGACGAGAGUGGCGGGGGUGGCGGUGGCAAUGGAACUGGCAGUGGCAGUUGGCGCAGCAGUAGCAACAAUCCGACCAAUAAGAGGCGAUCGAGAACCUCGAGGACCGAGAGAUACUUGAAGAGGCAGUGCGGCGCUGUCAACGGCUUGGUUAACAACAACAUUGCCGGCGGCAAUAACGAUUCGACGAGUGCCUUGGAGUGUUACAGUGGCUCGGAUAGUAAGCCGAGAGUAGCUUCUAAAAUUGUUGCUUCGAAUCUGGAUCGGUUGCGACCGCCGGGUGUCCUCGAAGGAACCCCCAGGAUGCUGCCCUAUCGUCUGGAUAGCGCCACGAGGCCGAGGAGUGAAGUCCCAGAAAUGCUGUCGAAAAAGUAUGCGUUCGAAGCGGAGCAGCCCAGACACAUUUACGCACUGCCAUCCGGUCAACGAGUACGAAGCAGCAGCAACUCGGUCAGCCCCUCGACGUCCACGUCCGCCAACGGCGUGAACAAUCCUCUAGUCCAGCAAACUCUGCAAUAUUUCUCGCAAUUCGACAACGACAACGACGCCACCGUUACCGCGAGAAUCAAGCCCGUGCCAAAGCCCCGAAAAUUGUAUCCCCAUCCGCAGCAGCAGCAGAAGAGGAUAUCGGCGCCACCGGUGCCACCCUCGAGAGACUCGAGCUCGUCCCGAUCUCUCCUCAUCAAUGGCCUACCGAUCAAUCGCUACAACGAUACGAUUCUGCAGCAGCAACAGCAGAGCAGCGACAAGGAGAACAACAGCGAGUACAGCCUCGAGCGACACUCGAUAUCCAGUCCGAGUUGCGAAGUGCGUCUCAUUAACGAGGGUCGACUGCUGCUCGCCAGUGACAACGGCUACGGCAGGACCAUACCGGUGGCCGCCAACGUUAGAAGGGAUCCGCUGCGAGACACCAACAACGGCGUCACGAGCCCGGCGCAGUUGAGCGGCCGCGGCAGUUCGGUGACCCAGUCACCGUCGUCGUCUCUCAGGCCACCUCCGCUUCCCGAAAAGCCAAAGUAUUUGCAGUCUCAGUCGCAGCCACCGCAGCAGCUGCAACGCAGCUUGCCACUGCGUCGUCCGCGCUCCCGACAAGACUCGGCGAAUCUCGAGAGCGCCCUCGAGGAGCUCGAGACGAUCUUCAACAGUCUGCAUCUGGAUGCGGACGAGCAGCUGCUCGACAGGGCCGACCGUCGGACCCUGGAGGAGAUGCACUACAGGGGUCUGACGGCCAGCCCGGUGCCGUUCGACGCCGAGGACGAUCCCAUUGCGAGGAGAAAGACCUGGGCUGACUCGAAUUUACUGCAGGGACAAGACGAGGUCGACCGAGCCGCUGCGGAGCACCGGCUACGAGACGACAUGGCCUUCAGGCGCAUGCAGUCGGCCAACAGACAGGACAGCAGACCGGCGUCCAGUUGCGCCGGGGCGCCCGGCCUCGAGAGCAUCAGCUACCUGAUGACGCCGGUGCCGUUCGGCGGCGAGAAUUCACCGAGACGCUGGGAGGAUGCCACCAAACAGCAGCAGCAGCAGCAAAAUGGCAGUGGCAGGAAGAAAAGAGUAGAGCCCGACGUCACGCUGGACGACGUCGUGUUUCGCAUGCGACACCACGCCAAUAAUACGCUCAAGAUAUCCGAUCCGCAGCCGCCGUUCGGCAUACCACUGGGCCCGAUAGCCACCGCCACGGAGUCGGACUACCUGCACAGUCAGGCGCCCUCCUGUUCCCCGGCCAGCGCUCGCUCGCCCUACAUACCGAGUCGCGAGCCCGACCUCGUGACCGACGACCUGGCCUAUCGGGCGCUGCGUAAGGACGCCUCCUCGGCCUGCAGCAGUCAUCAUCAUCAUCAUUCGCAGUCGUCGCCGAUGUCCUUCUGCAGUCCCGUGCCCUCGACCCCGUCGCCUCUGCACUUCGGUUCGGGGCGAAACAGCAGUAGCUUCAAAAAGAGACAUCGCUCGCUGUCGAGCAAUCUCUACGGCGUCAUCAGCUCGUCGCAGUCGCCGACGGGUCGUGGCAAGGGUUACGUAGACGAUGACGACGACGACCUGGACUCGUGCAGGAGCGGCAGUCAAGCGGCGAUAGUCAGCGAUUCCGAAUCUUUGGGCUUCAUGAACGACAGCAGCAGCUUCAGAGACGCGACGAGCGGCCACGUCACCAGCGAGGAACCUUGUCCUCGGGUGCGAGUCGUCGUGGUCGAUCGGCAAUCGAGCGAUCUCGAUCUCAGCUCCAAGUCCUGCGAGGUGCAUCAUUCCGAGGACGACGUUCGAUCGAAGGAUAGAAGCCGUAGCAGAGAGCCGACGCACGAUAACAGCAGCGCGAGCUUCGUGACUUGCGACGCCAGCGUAGCCAGCGCGAAGGCGCAAAACACGAGUCCGAAAGAGACUGCCGCGAGAGCCGAACCCGAGAAUUCGGCCUACAAGAAGCUCUGCCAAGACCUCGAGAACCUCGUGCAGCUUACAAAGGGAAUCGAUGGUAAAGUUCCAUCGUCCACGCAACAAGCCACCGCCAAGUCGGUAGCGAGUAACGAUAAGCCUGCUGCGCUGCGGGUGAUGAGCGCCUCGGAAAUAAUCGACGGUAUUGCUCGAGACGACGACGACGAAAAGAAAGAAAAAGAUGAGGAUGAAGAGAACAAGAAAGAGGAAGAAGAUAAAGUGGACGGCCAGUCGACGAUCAAGCGCGAAAUCUCGACGGUGCUCGACGAUCUGAAAAAUCUGCGCGAGACUUGCCGGGAGGACAUCAAGCGCUGCAGGGAGUCGGAAUUGCUGCAGCCAACGAGCAACAAGCCAAUCGGAGGAGGUGCCUUGGAAUCUUCUUCGUCCACGGAAGCAACGACAGCACCUACCACUAGUAGCAGUAGCAGUCGGGAAAAGUGCGAGAACCGCGACAACUCGAGCAAGGCCUUCAUGCGCAGCGUCAGGGAGGCCAAACUGGCCGGCGACUGGAAGGAGAGCACCCCGCGGGCUCGCAACGACGCCGGACAGUCGACCGUCAGCGACGACGACGACGGCCUGGAUCGACUGCAUCAUCGAGGACGUCAACAGCCAGAGCAGCAAAGACCCCUUCAAUCUCGGAAUAAUUGGGAAGGUGAGCACGCCGCCGAGGCCGUCGUUACGUGUAGCCUCCUGGGCACGGUGCUGAGCCGUGACAAUCAGCGCCGCGGCGUCGAGCUGUUCGGCAGCGCCACCGCCGCCUCGGCCCGACUAACCGCCAAGUGCAUACGCCACAUUACUAAUAACAACGGCAACAGCAAUAAAAAUAAUAAUAGCAAUAGCAAUAGCAAUAAUAAUCUAACGGCCCAGUGCUGCUGCUGCAUACUGCUUGUGUUCUUUCUCGUGCUGCUAAUAGCUAUCCAAUACGUGCCAUAAUAUUGAAUAGACAAAAAAAAAUAUUAUUGUACAUAUAAACGACGACGAUGUGCACUUACACACACGUUUUAUCCCAUUUAUAAACUUACCAUCUAUUUUGCGUGCUAUACAAAUAAUACAUACAUACGUAUUUACCGCAAGUUACACAUUAGUUUUUACUUACAUACAACGAAACACGAACGCGGGAAUUGUUGAGUAUUUUUUAACGCGGAGAAUAUAGAACGUAUAUGUACUUUUAUUUUAAUCCGACUGUCGUUGCGCUGGUUCGAGUCCGGAAUACGGUACCAUUCGUACGUAUACAUACAAAUAUCGACAUUCCAAACUUAUUACUUAACUUUGACUCGUUUAUCGAGGACAUGGCGAUUUAUGUAUACAUAUAUUGACGAAAAUCCAGCUCCCGUGUGUCCAAUCGAUUCCACUUUACGCUCCAUUUGUGUUUGUUUUUAGUCAACAUCCUCUCUCUCUAUACUAUCUCUGAUUACAUUCCUAGAGCUUUGGCAAAUGUAAUAUCGAGUCUUUGUGUGUAAAUGUGUGCGUUAGUUAGUUAGUUGCAUAUAUUGGAAGAGGAUUUAAAUAUUAUCAUUGCUUGCGAUGUAUACUUUUGUUAUCGUAGUUUUAUGUGUGUGUACAUAUAAAUUUAGCGUUGGUCUUGCAGUUUAGAAGACUUAACGAGUUAUAAUAUUAUUAUUACGCUAAUAAAGCGAGUUUCAUUUCCAA
Molecule: messenger RNA, 5330 nt
Organism: Trichogramma pretiosum
Lineage: Eukaryota; Metazoa; Arthropoda; Insecta; Hymenoptera; Trichogrammatidae
Exons: 8
Coding region: 528-4613 (1361 amino acids)
Source: RefSeq, a predicted model, not a curated record